GAAAGGGGGUGGCUGGCUUUCUUCCCAUUCUCAUAUCCAAGGCACUGGUUACUGACGGAAGAGGCUGGGUCAAAGCAGCCAGACACUUCCAUGUCCUGGAGCCACUAGACAGGCCAGCCCCUCUUUGGAAUGGAAUCUUCUGGAGUUCUGAACAUUUUCAUGCUAUUCAUUCUCUUUGUGAAUGUCCAGGAAACUGUUCUCCGGUACUCUUCAGGCAAAUGCCCCAGAAUCAGAGAACAAUGUGAAUUCAAAGAAAGGGAUCUGUGCGCAAAGAACAGCCAGUGCCAAGACAAUAAGAAGUGUUGUGUCUUCAGCUGUGGACGAAAGUGUUUAGACCUCCAAGAAGAUGUGUGCAGUCUGCCAAAAGAAACAGGCCUCUGCAUGGCUGCUUUUCGGCGUUGGUGGUAUAACAAGGAAAAUAAUACCUGCGACAUCUUCAUCUAUGGUGGCUGCCAGGGAAACAAUAACAACUUCCAAACCAAAUCCAUCUGCCAGAGUUUCUGCAAAAGAAAAGAUCUCUUCUCGCAAGGAUAAGGACACACUGGAACAACCACCAGGAUUUGGCUCCUGCUCCACACUCUGUGUGCACCUGACUGAGGCUCCAGGUGGGCUUCCGCUGCUCCACUCCCAGCACUCUAAGAAGAGUAUGGCUCUUCCCAACAGUGAACUCUAGGACUGCCUCCCUCUCCUUCAUCCCCACCUCUUUUCAUGCAGAGCAUCUUCUGUUUGGAUUUCAUCUCUAUGCGUGCUCACCCCUGCAUCUCCAUCUUCUAGUUCCCUGGUUGUCGCUCAGAAGCUCCUAUUUUUUUCCAAUAAAGUACUUGAUUUAGUCCUAUGA
Chinchilla lanigera (long-tailed chinchilla) is the source of this 838-nucleotide messenger RNA. Its product is annotated as eppin. Gene Ontology annotation, cellular component: extracellular region. Lineage: Eukaryota; Metazoa; Chordata; Mammalia; Rodentia; Chinchillidae. Gene Ontology annotation, biological process: negative regulation of peptidase activity. The record is from RefSeq and is a predicted model, not a curated record. The transcript has 4 exons. The coding region runs from base 130 to 534 and encodes 134 amino acids. Gene Ontology annotation, molecular function: serine-type endopeptidase inhibitor activity.